Messenger RNA from Uranotaenia lowii, 2525 nucleotides. RefSeq names its product protein-glucosylgalactosylhydroxylysine glucosidase-like. The record is from RefSeq and is a predicted model, not a curated record. NCBI's taxonomy places the organism in Eukaryota, Metazoa, Arthropoda, Insecta, Diptera, Culicidae. The coding region runs from base 145 to 2433 and encodes 762 amino acids. Gene Ontology annotation, biological process: carbohydrate metabolic process. The transcript has 4 exons. Gene Ontology annotation, molecular function: catalytic activity.
GGGAAAGCGAUUGAACCGAAAAUGCAUUUCCAAAGCCGAAAUGAGGAAACACUCAUUUCAUUCAAAGCCGCGAAACAAGUGAGAGGAUAGCUGUAAGCCGUGUUAGGUGUUAACUGUUAAGGCUGUGAAGUGGAAUAUUUCUCAAUGGGUGGGUUGUCGAUAGGAAAAUGUGCGUUGCUGGCCGGGAUAAUUUCGUUCGCGACCGGAAAUGACUCAAAUUUUCGGUUGCCGUCAUCGACGUUUCCGGCACGAAAUGAGCGUCCAGUUUUGAGCAACGGUAACCUUGGCUUUGAAGUAUUCGGUGACAGUGUAUUUCUAAAUGGAGUCUACAAUGGCCUUCGAUCUCAGAGUAAGCGGGCUCGGAUUCCCAAUUACGCCAAUUACCAAUUUGAACAUUGUGCUAACCCUCAGUUGAAUCCGCCGAACUGUGCCUAUCAGCUUGACAUGCAAUACGGUCGGUUCCGGACCGUUUACAAUGACCCUGGGAGGCGAUUUCGCGUUACUCACGAUGUCUACGCUCAUCGUUACUUCACUCAUUCGAUAGUGAAUCGAUUCCGGUUGGAAAAAUUAACGGCAGACCAGAAUGAGCUUUCGAUUCAAAUUCAGCUCAAUCAAGGAGCUGGUUCAGGGGAUAUAAAUUUCCGUGAUCCGGAAAGAUUCACCAACCGUGAAGAUCUGUUUUGGGUGCACUGCGGUAGAACCAAUCAAGUAGAAGAACCCAUGCAUCAAAACGAAGGAAGCGAAGUAUGUGUGUUCCAUUCAGAUGUUCCGCAAAAACUCACUGUUCCAAGCGAUAGAACAUCUCAAGAGAUCCUUCUGUACGCGACAUUCGCCAGGGAUCGUGCCACUGCUAUGAUGGAAAUGGUUUCGUUGACGGUAGUGAACCCCGAGCAACACCAUCUCACCCAAAUGGAAGCAGAUUGGAGUCAAUACGGAAUAACCGUUGAAGGCAACGAUGAACUUGAUCGAGCGAUUAAAGCGAGCACCUUUCAGUUAUUCAGCAACAUUGCUCCUCGGCAAAGUCACUACAUUUUGAUCCGGUAUAUGUAUGGUUUGUCCUCGUCUGGAAUCGGCGGAGAUGAUUUCAAUGGUCAUAUAUUCUACGACAAUGAUCUCUGGAUCAUUCCCACGAUUUUAUUAUUUAACCCCGAAGAAGCGAGAAGACUUUUAUUCUAUCGUACAAGAACUUUCAACACGGUUCUAAGCCAGAACGCCGUUGAACAGGGCCAUUCAGGGUGGCGCUUCCCUCGAGCCAGUGGCUUCACCGGCAUCGAACUAUCCCAAUCAGAUACCGAGGCUAGAUUAGAACAUCACACCACGGCGGAUGUCGCGUUUGCUCUAAGGCAGUAUCUGUACGCAACGGACGAUCUUAGCUGGUUCCAGAUUAAUGUCUGUAGAAUCGCCUACCAAACCGCACUGUUUUGGAAGAAUCGUGUCCACUACAACAGUAAUUCAGACAAAUACGACAUCCGACAUGUUACCGGACCCGAUACGACCCAUUCGAAUGUGACCAACAAUGCUUUCACCAACAUGGUUGCGGCGCACAAUCUGUUUCUGGGAGAAUUCGCCGGAUGUAUGUGCCAAAGCUCGCUGGGACUGCGAAACGAAGAAUGGAAGGAACUGGUCCUAGUGGCGAAAAGUAUUUCGAUGCCUUACGAUGCGGUGAAUGACUACCAUCCCCAGUUCGAGGGUUACUCAAGGGGAAGCCCAGUCGGGCAAGCGGACGCCGUCAUGUUGAAUUUUCCACUCGGAAUGGAUAUGGAUAGCACCACCAAACACAACGAUCUGGACUUCUACAGCAGAUCAGUUGGGGUAAAUUCGCGUGCCACAACAUGGCCAAUGUACACCAUCGGAUGGCUGGACCUGGAUGAACCGGAUCGGGCUGCUGCUGAAUUUCAGCGAACCUACCAAAGAUUCAUGAACCCACCAUUUUACGUUUGGCAGGAGUGGUCUUCGCCGGGAAGCGGAGCAUCCAAUUUUAUAACCGGUGCCAGUGGGCUGCUGCAAACCAUUCUCAAUGGUUAUGCCGGAGUUCGCUUGGCGGACGGCAAAAUGACACUGAAACCUCGACUGCCACCGGGAACGACGCAGCUCUUCAUUCCGGAAAUCCACUAUAUGGGUUUGAAGUUUACCCUCUCGAUACAUGGCACUGGAUUCAAUGUAAUGUUUACUGUUACUCCUGAUGCCCCGACGAGUUCCCUGAAGAUUAUCAUCGAUGGCAGCGAAAGCCAACCCUGCACGUGUAUGCAUGCAGGACGGGAAACGAUCGUCAUCGAAUACACCCGGCAGCAAUCCGUUCCAAAUGACUGUAAGCUGCAACCGACAACGGUGAACAUGAGGCUGGCUGAUCAGGGUGCGGCCACCAGUAUCCUGGCGAGCCCAAUGGUUUUCCUUGCUCUUCUGCCAGCUGCCCUUUUUAGCAGGUGGUUUUAGUGUGCCUUAUAUUCAUCAUAAUAUUUAAUUUUUAGAAAAAAAAGGCGGUAUGUCCCUUUGUUACUUGUUAAUAAAUUUUCAAAAUCAACCAA